AUGGCGGCGGCGAGCACCGGACCGUACCGCCGGGAGCGGAGCCUGGCUCUGAGGAACAGCAGCUCUGCCCUGUACAACAACCUGGCCGUGCUGUGCACUCCCGCCCGGCCCCCGGCCUUCGGAGCCGUGCACGGCACCAUCCUCAGCCUGCUGGGCAGCGAGGGUCCCCCCCGGCAGCUGCAGGCUCGGGGAGGGGGCUCGGCCCUCAGCACCCCCCUGCUCACACAGGCCGCCUGGUGCGAGCUCCCGGCGCGGGUGCUGCUGGUGCUCACAUCCCAGCGCGGGGUCCAGAUGUACGAGUCUGAUGGCUCCACCAUGGUGUUCUGGCACGCGCUGGAUGUCCCGGAGCAGCUGGCAGCACAUUCCGUGUUCGCCCGAGGCAUCGCCGCAGCCGGCGGCCGCUUCAUCUGCGUGGGGACGUCCUUUGGGGCCGUGCUGGUGUUUGACAUCCCCCCAAAAGGGACCAACGUGACGCUGAACGAGGUCCUGGAGCAGCACCGGGAUCCCAUCACCGACAUCGCGGCCGAGCAGGGCCAGGCCCCGGAUGGGGCUGGGGACCUGGUGACAGCUGAUGACUCCGGGACCCUCUGCCUCUGGAGCACUGGGGAUGAGUUCACCCUGGUCGGGCAGAUCCCAGGAUCUGGCUCCACCUGCUCCUCGGUGACGCUGUGGAACGGGAUCGUGGCUGCAGGCUAUGGGAACGGGCAGAUCCGGCUGUGGGAAGCGGGAUCGGGGCGGAUCUGUGCCCAGGUGAGCGCCCACGCCCGCUGGAUCUACGCGCUCGACCUGGCACCGCUCACCGGAAAGCUGCUGUCGGGUGCAGAGGAUUCCUUUGUCCAUGUCUGGAAGCUCAGCAGGAACCCAGACACUGAUGACAUCGAGAUCCAGCACUGCCACGCCGAGUGUGUGACGGACACGCAGGUUUGUGGUGCCCGGUUCUGUGACCCUGCUGGGGACACCUUUGCUGUCACCGGCUACGACCUGAGCGAGAUCCUCUGCUACGGCCCAGCUUGAGGCGGGACUGCCGGGAAUAUCGGGAACACCGGGAAUGCCGGGAUGCUCCGGCAGCGCAGCCGUGGGAGAGGGGUGAGCACAGACCCCCCCCUCCGCCUCCAGCUCUGUAGGGAUGUGUGGGGGGAGCCUGGCCAGGUUCCCCCCUUCCCAAAGCCCUCCUGAGGGCUGGGAGCUGCUCCAGCUUCACCACCCCGAGGGGAUCCCCGGGAUCCUCCCGUGGCUUCCCGCCCUUCCCGGAGGGUGGCGUGGCUGGGAACAGACCCGGCUCAGACGGGAGGAUCCCGGGAAACCUGUGCUACCUGCUGCUCCGGCCAGGAGAGCCCCGAGCCCAGCCCGACGUCCCCGGGUGCAGCCCUGCAAAAAAUGGGGGGAGGGAGGCCAGGGGAAGGUGGGUUACCUGGGAGUUCCCGCAUCCCAACCCCCCACAGGAUCCCAAAUCCCCAGGGAAUGCUGCAAUCCCAUGGCCGCUGGCCAGAUGUUUGAGGCCCCAGCUGUGCUCUGGGGCAGGAAACAGCAGCAGCAGCUGUAGCAGGACCCCAGGGACCUCCCCGGGUCCCCUCUAGCCCCCCUGACUGUCCUGACCCCCCCCAUGGGAGCUGAGGUGACCCCAGGCUCUGCUCCCAGGGUCCUGUGAAACUGGGAGGGGGAAAUGGGGGCUCCCAGUCUUGGAGAGGCCCUGAGGUAGGGGGAACCCCCAGCCCCUCUUGCCAUGCCAGGGAUCUGCCCCAUCCAUAAAUGACCCCCCCCCCCCCCCCCCCCAGUCUAUAUGUCCCACUCGUGUCCCCCCCAGCGUGUGGGUUCUG
This is a messenger RNA of Cinclus cinclus, 1817 nucleotides long. RefSeq names its product WD repeat domain 54 (gene WDR54). The transcript has 10 exons. The coding region runs from base 1 to 1014 and encodes 337 amino acids. The record is from RefSeq and is a predicted model, not a curated record. Gene Ontology annotation, biological process: cilium assembly. Lineage: Eukaryota; Metazoa; Chordata; Aves; Passeriformes; Cinclidae. Gene Ontology annotation, cellular component: ciliary basal body; centriole. Gene Ontology annotation, molecular function: protein binding.